This is a messenger RNA of Neltuma alba, 1550 nucleotides long. RefSeq names its product cyclin-D3-1. NCBI's taxonomy places the organism in Eukaryota, Viridiplantae, Streptophyta, Magnoliopsida, Fabales, Fabaceae. The transcript is spliced from 4 exons. Bases 148 to 1260 code for a protein of 370 amino acids. The record is from RefSeq and is a predicted model, not a curated record.
UUUGUCUCUCUUGCUUCUCUCUCAGUCUCGCCCCCGCAGAGACUCGGAGAAACUAGAGAUGUCUCCGUCAGGGCAUUUCACAGCCCUUCUUUUCCCCAGCGUAUGACGAACUAAACAAAGAUUCCAACUUGCCGUCGCUUCGCAAACAUGGCUCAUCAUCAGCAUCAACUAGACAACCCCAGGUUCCAUUUGGAUGCCUUGUACUGUUCUGAAGAGCACUGGGAGGAACAAACUGGCCCCGAGUAUUUCCAACAGGAAUUAGAACAAGUAGACGAGUGUUAUCUUGGCUGUGAUACUCAAACCAAGUUACCUCCGGUGUUGCUCGAACAGGACCUCUUUUGGGAUGAUGAGGAGCUAACGUCUCUGCUGGCCAAAGAGCGUGAAAACCAACUCUAUACGUUACUGGAAACCAACCCUCUUCUCUCCGACGCUCGCAGAGAAUGCGUAGAGUGGAUUCUGAAAGUGAAUGCCCACUACUCUUUCUCUGUCCUCACCGCUGUUCUCGCCGUAAACUACCUCGACAGGUUCCUGUCCCACUUCCAGGUUCAGGAUGGAAAGCCUUGGAUGACCCAUCUUGCUGCCGUCGCUUGUCUUUCCCUCGCCGCCAAGGUGGAGGAGAUCCAUGUCCCUCUUUUACUCGACCUUCAGGUGGAGGACAGCAGAUACCUGUUCGAAGCCAAAACCAUAAAAAGGAUGGAGAUUUUGGUGCUUUCCACUCUUGAGUGGAAGAUGAAUCCGGUGACACCACUAUCGUUUCUUGAUUACAUCACUCGGAGACUGGGCCUAAGGGAUUAUCUCUGCUGGGAGUUCCUCAGGAGGUGCCAAGGCAUUAUUCUGUCAGUCAUUACAGAUAUGAGGUUUAUGCGUUAUCUUCCUUCUGUGGUGGCGACUGCGACUAUGAUGCACGUAGUGAAUGGCGUGGAAGCCGGCCUGGGAAUGGAGUACAGAAACCAGCUGCUGGGUAUUCUCGGAAUCGACAAGGACAAGGUGGAGGAGUGCCACGAGCUCAUAAUGGAAUUCACGACAGAAUUCCAGGUGAAGCAAUCCAACAAGCGUGCGUUUGGUUCCCUUCCCGGAAGUCCAAACGGCGUGAUGGAUGCGUCGUUCAGCUGCGACAGCUCCAACGAUUCGUGGGCCGUAGCUGCGUCUGUUUCGUCGUCGCCGGAGCCUCUCUCCAAGAAGGCCAGGACUCAAGAUCAGCUUCUUCUAAACCAUCCUAAUUCAGAAUUCCUCAGUAUUCCCCCCGCUCCCCGCAUCUAAUCUUAAGGAUGGUCUCUGUAUGUUCAAUAAUACUAAUCUAUCCCCAUUGUUUUUUUUCCCUCUUCCCCGCUUAUUUUUGUAUGCCAAGUUAAAUUGCCAACCGUCUCUGCGUAAAAGUACUUGCCCGGCUCCAAUCCGCAAGUCGCAAGUCAUUAAAUAGACGUUCCAUGAAAUCUGAGAUUGUUGUAAAUGACUGGAAGCGGUCGAGCAGAGAUCGUUGGCAUUUUAUCCGGAAGUAAUUAAAGAAGAUGAUCAUAGUAAUGAAGUAAUUCAUGAGUAUUUCUUUCUUA